Messenger RNA from Chelmon rostratus (copperband butterflyfish), 6348 nucleotides. RefSeq names its product AMP deaminase 2-like. The record is from RefSeq and is a predicted model, not a curated record. The transcript has 18 exons. Gene Ontology annotation, molecular function: AMP deaminase activity. NCBI's taxonomy places the organism in Eukaryota, Metazoa, Chordata, Actinopteri, Chaetodontiformes, Chaetodontidae. Gene Ontology annotation, cellular component: cytosol. Gene Ontology annotation, biological process: IMP salvage; AMP metabolic process. Bases 448 to 2742 code for a protein of 764 amino acids.
AAUCCAGGAAGCAGCAGAGAGAGAGAGAGAGAAAAGAUCAGAGGAAAAAGAGAAAAAAAACUGCUUCGCCAGCACACUGGAGGUGUCGACAGUUAGAACAGGAGAAGCAAAGAAAAUUGGAUUGUGUUAUCCUGGUGUUAGAGCAGCUGGUGUUACGGGGAGAGCAUAUCUUGUGUCUCUCCUCUCUCUGUUUGCUGUCAUUCUCUCCCCUCCACUGUGCCAGCGGGGGAGGGUGCCUCGGCCGUCCCAGGCCUAGUUACAUGUCCCAGCAUCCCGCAAGAGCUCAGACAAGGCCACUGCGACCGUAACGGAGACUGUGAGAACAGGACAAGGCAGGGAGAUAGAGACCUGUGUGGUGCGUCUGGGCCCAAGCCCCUCAAGCCCCAGAGAUCCCUCCCAGGGACGCCUGUUUCUAUCACACACUACCCCAUCGACCUGCGGACAUCCAUGGAAGAAAAGUACAAAGAGAUUGCUGAGGAGCUGUUCACACGCAGCAUGGCAGAGAGCGAGAUGCGUAGCGCUCCUUAUGAGUUCCCAGAGGACAGCCCCAUCGAGCAGCUGGAGGAGCGACGGCACCGCCUCGAGAGGCAAAUCAGCCAAGACAUUAAGCUUGAGCCAGAGAUCUUGCUCCGUGCCAAACAGGACUUCAUGAAAAUCGACAGUGCUGCAGACCUCGAGUUAAUGAAGGAGAAGAGCGUGGACACUGUUGAUGAUGGCUUGAAGGAGCGGGAAAUGCCAAUGGAGAAGGAGUACCAGCGGGUCUCAAUAUCUGGAGAGGAGAAGUGUGGGGUGCCCUUCACUGACCUGGUAGAUGCUGCAAAGUGUGUGGUGAAGGCAUUAUUCAUCCGGGAGAAGUACAUAAAUCGAUCUAUGCAGAAUUUUUGUAAGACCACAGCUCACGCCCUGCAGGAGCUCGGGAUGAAGCCUCUGGAUCUGAGAGUCUAUGAGGAUAUACCAGAGACCCCUGUAGAUGCUGAUGCACCUGUCCACCCACCUGUUUCAGAGACACACCCCUAUGACAAUCAGGAUCCCAAGAAUAUGCCAGCAGACACAGGAUACGGUUGCAAGAUGGUGGAUGGAGUAGUCCAUGUCUACACCAAGAAAACUAACAUGGACAAAAGUGCAGAACUGGACCUGCCCUAUCCCGACCUGAAGGAGUAUAUCGCAGACAUGAAUGUAAUGAUGGCUCUCAUUAUCAACGGGCCAGUGAAGUCGUUCUGCUACCGGCGCCUACAGUACCUAAGCUCUAAAUUUCAGAUGCACAUUCUCCUGAAUGAGAUGAAGGAGCUGGCGGCUCAAAAGAAAGUUCCCCACAGAGACUUCUACAACAUACGAAAGGUGGACACGCACAUACAUGCGUCAUCCUGCAUGAAUCAGAAGCACCUGCUGCGAUUCAUCAAGCGAGCCAUGAAGAAAUACCCCGAGGAGAUCGUUCACAUUGAGCGCGGCCGUGGUCAGACUCUUAAGGAGGUGUUUGAGACCAUGAACCUGACGGCCUUUGACCUCAGCGUGGACACUCUUGACAUGCAUGCGGACCGCAACACGUUCCAUCGCUUUGACAAAUUCAACGCCAAAUACAACCCCAUCGGAGAGUCCAUCCUCAGAGAGAUCUUCAUCAAGACCGACAACCACAUUGAAGGAAAAUACUUUGCACAUAUAGUCAAGGAGGUGAUGUUUGACUUGGAGGAGAGUAAGUACCAGAACUCUGAGCUACGCCUGUCCAUCUAUGGUCGCUCCCGAGACGAAUGGGAUAAACUGGCUCAGUGGGCCGUUAAACAUCGAGUGUACUCUGAUAAUGUGCGCUGGCUUAUCCAGGUGCCCCGUCUGUUCGAUGUGUACCACACAAAGAAGCAACUGGCUAAUUUCCAGGAGAUGUUGGAGAAUAUCUUCAUGCCUCUGUUUGAAGUCACGAUCAACCCCCGCAGUCAUCCAGAGCUGCACCUCUUCCUGGACCAUGUGGUGGGCUUCGACAGCGUGGACGACGAGUCUAAACCUGAGCACCACAUUUUCAAUCUUGACAGUCCGCUGCCAGCCAACUGGACAGAUGAAGACAACCCGCCCUACUCCUACUACCUCUACUACACCUAUGCCAACAUGACUGUGCUCAACCACCUGCGAAGGCGGCGAGGCUUUCACACGUUCGUGCUGCGACCUCACUGUGGGGAAGCGGGGCCGAUGCACCACCUGGUGUCGGGUUUCAUGUUAUCAGAGAACAUCUCCCACGGGUUGCUGCUCAGAAAGGCCCCGGUGCUGCAGUAUCUUUACUACCUGGCUCAAAUUGGCAUCGCCAUGUCACCACUGAGUAACAACAGCCUGUUCCUGAGCUACCAUCGCAACCCGCUGCCAGAGUACCUCUCCAGAGGCCUCAUGGUCUCUCUGUCCACCGAUGAUCCUCUUCAGUUCCACUUCACCAAGGAGCCUCUGAUGGAGGAGUACAGCAUUGCAACUCAGGUGUGGAAACUAAGUUCCUGUGACAUGUGUGAGCUGGCGAGAAACAGUGUCCUCAUGAGUGGGUUUUCACACAAGGCCAAAAGCUACUGGCUGGGCCCCAGUUAUUCUAAGGAGGGUCCUGUGAGCAACGACAUCCGCCGUACCAACGUCCCCGAUAUCCGCGUGGCAUACCGCAGCGAGACACUGUCAGAGGAGCUUCAGCUCAUCACUCACGCCGUGCGCACAGAAGACCUGGACACGAUUGACGAGGAGGACUCUCUGUCCAUGGGCCCGCUCCCAGGAGGACGCUGAGAUCACCCUCACCUGGAUCCGUCCUGCUAAUCCCCAAACCUGUGGUCCACUCGGUAUGACACUGAAGAGAUGUGGCGUGAUAGUAAUUCUGUCAGUCAUCCUAUAUACAGCAUAAACACCACCAACCAUCACUAGAAUUAAUAAAAGUAAGCUACACACUAACAGAUACACAGCUACCGAAAGGCCCAAGAUACAGUCCUGCCAGAGCACUUCAGCGGCGAUGUUCUUUUUUUAGGUCGCUGGAAAGGAUUUAAAACCCAUAUUACAGUUGAGUUUUCAAAAUUUAUAGUCAAGGUUUCCCCCAGCUCUUCUUCUUUGACCUCUGCUUCUUUUGUUCUCACUGACAUGUUCACUCUUAGCAUUGUGAAGGUGAGCAGAGAGGAGCAGCAGCAGGGUUUCCUCUGAGUGAAAAGCAGGAAAACACUCACCACAGACACUUUCUGUAUUUCUUCAGCGCUCCAUCCUGUUCAGCCAAAGCUAUUAGAUGAUCCCUGUGAUUUAUUCUGUUGUUCAGUGAUAUGAUUUACUUCACCAGAGAUAUUAUAUAGCAUGUAGUGUCUCUGUACUAUCUAUGUACGACAGAAACAACCAGCACAUUGAGACUUUCGUCACAUGAAGCUGCUCAGAACGUUGGUUAUCUUCCACUUCACUGUACAGUCGCACUGCUUGUCUAAACUUAAUGCAUCUGUCAUCGUCAUUAUAUGAACUUAUAAUGAAGACAUUGGUGAUAUUUGUGAAAGUUUUAAGCGACUUCAGGGCAGCUUAAAACUUGGACAUUUACAAUAACAGAAUCAGAGAAUCCUAUAACCAGAGAGGAUAGCUUCCCUCUGAAUGCUGCAGCGCUGAGUAUCAACCGUGCCUUGGCGCGCUUUCAGAUCAUUCAUUUGCCAAAUUGCACACAGAAUCGUUCUUCCGUGAUUUUAAUCAGCUCGGAGUCUGGUCCGGAGAGAAGCGGACUUCCUGUGAUUGACAGAAAACAUUCCAUGAAGCCAGCUGUCCUCUUCAGCUGCAUAUUAAAGGUGUUCCAGCAAACGUUGGAAACCAGAGAUGUUAAAGGGGAAAUGUGCAUUGUAAAUUGCAACCACAGCUCAAAUACAUGUGGAUGAAUUCAGCAUCGUCUGAGGAGAACGCCCUCACCGUUACCUCACUGUGGCCACGAAGAUAUGGACUUUCUGUCCCUCCUUAGGGCCCUGAUUUUGCUCAUUCCUUCCCCAGCAGACAAACCACAAAGUUUUUUCCCUUUGCAUGCAGUGCACUGUACAUAUGCACCAAGCCAAGACUUCACAGUGCCUUUUCAUUUUCAGCUUCGGGCACUGCAUGCCCAGUUUUUGUCUGUAUCGCCUGCACCAAGUUUUGCAUCUCUUUUCCUCAGUCACAUACAGUAGGCCUCUAUGCUGUUGUAACAUUGUAACAACACCUAGCUGCAUGCUCGGUGUAAAAUAGCUUUUACCUUGGCCUUCAUUUGAGGACGAAAGUUCAUUUGUUUCUAGUUCUCUACUUUUAAGUGCUUUUUUUUGCAUGUCUGCAUGAAUAAUGGACGGCAGGAGACAAUGAGCUGCUUACAGCAAGUUGUAACGUAAAGCAUCUUAAUCAAUUCAGGGCUGCUGUUUAAAUCUGUUUGCUCCCUGAAACAGAUUUAAAUUCAUUGUCCACCAUGUAGAAAUGAGCAAACCAUGCUGGGCCAUGGUUAAGACUGUGGCAUGGUUCUUGUAGCAUUUUUUUUUUUAACUCGUCCCAAAUCUGAUUAAAGCUGGGAUCACGUUUUGUAUUGUAACCUCAUCAUAUUAUCACAUCCUGCCACCGGACACGGUCCAACGUCCCUUCAAACUGUGAGCAUUCGUCUUAAAACUAGAUGCUACUGUCCACUAAUAUUUGAUGCCAAGAGUAGGAGAGCCAAUCAGAAAAUGUCAGCCUUCAUUUGAAUAACCAACUGUAAUGUAUUGGUGUAUACGUACAUGUUUGCUUUAUAGAUGAUUAGGCUCAAAGGUGAGGUCUUUGUUCAGUUAGAAUACAGUAGCUUCUAAGUGUUCAAGGGAUUGCACUGGCGCUGUGUGCUGAACAUGGCGAAAUCUGUGUGUUUGUUGGAUUUCAUGUAUAAAGUGUAUUUUUUUAAAGGUGAUAUAGAGAUGAGAAAUUUUAUAAUCACAAUAUAUUGAUGUCAAGGUUUAACACUUAGAUUUGUUGCAGUUGAGCAUUGUGAGUUGGCAUUACAUCAGAGUUUUUCAAUAUAGUUUUACUGUUGUUAGCCUUUUUAAUUUGUUCAUUAGAUAUUUUAGUGUUGGCUCUUCUCCAGUUUUUCCUCACACUUUUUUUUAUUCUUGACCAUUCUCAGUUCAUUGUCAAAGUGCACCUGUUGUGCCCAUGAUAGAUACCUCUUACUUCACAGCCAAAAGCUGUCUCAACAGUCAGAAACGACAACCUCGACACACAAAAAACAACAAAGCCUAAUCUCUACACUCUAUCAAAAAAAGGCAUUUAUUUGUCGUUUUUAAUUUUUUGUUUUUGUUACGCAUUUUAAGCAUUGAUCUACAACUGUCCUUUUGUCUGGUAGCGUCAGUCCACAGACUGAAGCACACAUUUGAUUAUGUUCAAUUAUUGCAGCUUGAUUUUGUUAUUGGCCUUUUCUAGUCUGUUGUUGACUUCUUUGUGAUAUUUUGUAGGGUAAUUACGGAAAUAUUGUAAGUGCUCGAUGACAACACACCCUGCUGAGGUCCAUUAUAGCAGAGAUAAAGUUAGUCUGGACUGACCUGAACCGUCUCCAUCCAUCCAUGCAGCUUUACAACUCGUUACUGUAUUAUGUCCACUUCGUGGCUUCAUGUUGUCUUUUACAGUCACCGCAGAGCCAUUGUCUGUGCACUCACAACACAGUGCACCCUACCUCACGAACACUGAUCUGUCAUGUGGUGUCCUCAGCAACAGCAGGGCCACAACUAAUGAUUAUUUUCACUGUUGAUUAAUCAACUGACUCUUCUUCUUCUGUUUUGUCUAACCAGCAGUCUGAAACCCAACAAUAUUCGCUUUGCCAUCGUCAACAACUAAGAAAAAGCAACAAAUCACACAUUUGAGAAGCUUGAACCAGUCAAUUUAAGUCAUUUUUACUUUGAGAAUUAUUUUAAAGUUCAAUAGAUCAUCACAAUUGUUUCUUUUUUUGUGGAUCAACUAAUCAGUUAAUCCCAAUAAGUACUGUAAUUGUACAUGAGAAGUGAUUCACAGGAGCCACGACACUGUCUAACAGCAGAGACCAUUAAAAGUUGCUGUCCAGCUUUCACAGAGCAGUAACACAGUGAUUACUUAGUUGAAACAUGAAAUCAUACCAGUUAUUCAAAUAUAUACAGUAUUCACAGAUUUAUAGUUCAGUGUGUGAUUUUGGUUCUGAUGCCGACACUCAGACUCUUUUUGUGUUCAGCUGAUACUUGUCUCGUGAAGUAUCUUUGUUUUUACAGUCCGGUCACUUUUUGACACUUCCUGAUUCAUAUUUUUGAGUUUGCCUAAUUUGUUGUCCAUUCAUCUGUAGCCAUAUUGUUGCCUGAAAUGGAUUGCCAGUGUUAAACAGAUGCUUCUGCCAAGGUUCAUGUGUAAUGUUUGAACAAUAAAAUAAAGCAUGUU